AGAAUUCGCUGACUUCGAACAGACAUGGGACGUUCCACUACUCAACACAUGCUUUGAGUUGCCCAAGCUAUUCUGCUUCGCCUUCUUUUGUGCACCUUGCUUUGCAUAUAAGCAGCGAAGCCGGCUAUUAGAUGAUGAUGUUGAGAACCGCUAUGUGUGCUGUGCCGGCCAGAUCUGUGGCGAACACUGUAACAAGGUCACCGACCCUUGCCCUCAAUUCUGUCUGUGUGUGGAAGUCUGCUGGUGCUUCUGGUGUGCUAUCGGAGCCAAUCGUUCGUUGAUGCAGCAGGCGUACCGUAUUCAGAACACGUGGCUAGAGAACUGCAUGAUCUGGUGCGCGUGCAUAACCUCGUGGAUUCGAUGCAUCCUCUCCUUCUUUGUUGACAUUCCCGAUGUGCUCGAUUUUAUCCUGGAUUGUAUCUAUUGCAUAUUCCAGGCCUGUCUGCAGUCUCAACAAGAGCACGAAUUGGAUAUUCGAAAGCCUCGAGUCUAAAUUGUACGGCACGGCCCCUAAGUUACUGCUGUCCGAAACUCAGUAUCCUCCAUCGGAAAAUUACUUGGGCUGCCCGUGCUAAAUUGUUGGAAUGUACAAAUACUGUCCGAUUUUUCUUAAUUUGAGGAGUUUAGGCAGUAUAGGCGUGAUCGCUAUUUGCUUUCUCGUUCCCCUGGUGGGUCAUAUAUAUCGGAAAGCAAUAACUUGAUGCCGACUUUGAAACACAUAUCACUCAAGCUUUGUCGAGGUACACGUAUAAGCUUGUGGUGGUAUUGUUAGAUAUAUAUCUUACACACUAAAUAAACUAUGGGGCUCUGAGAGAGUUCGUCCCUUCAUGCAAGUACA
Messenger RNA from Sphaeroforma arctica JP610, 838 nucleotides. RefSeq lists its product as hypothetical. Lineage: Eukaryota; Ichthyosporea; Ichthyophonida. The transcript has 4 exons. The record is from RefSeq and is a predicted model, not a curated record. The annotation marks the transcript as partial.